Messenger RNA from Thamnophis sirtalis, 1243 nucleotides. The record is from RefSeq and is a predicted model, not a curated record. Lineage: Eukaryota; Metazoa; Chordata; Lepidosauria; Squamata; Natricidae.
AAUACUUUUGUGGAAGAACCCACAUAUAUGGCCUUGAUGAUCUCCAAAUGUCUCCAAGAAGAAAGGAAUAUCCUUAAAGCUGCAGAGGCCACAGAUCAGAUGCAAAUAGACAGCGUACAAAAUUCUGCGAUGCUGAGCAAAGUGAAAGAGUUGGACGCUAAAGUCACAAAUGUGAAGAACCGUGUCAUAGAAAUAGAGCAAAUGAUAAAAAAUCUCGAGGAUGUUCAAGAUGAAUAUGAUUUCAAAUUUAAAACCUUUCAAGUCAGAGAAUGUGAAUCCCACAACAUGACCCAGGAUGACUAUAAAAAGGAAAAAGUACAGCUCCACACCAUGUAUUUGCAGCUUCACAAUAAGAGACAGGAUGUGCUACACUUGAUAUCUUCUUCGUUGCCUGUGAUUGAAAAUACCCAAAAUGCUCUGAUAACAGAAGAGCUGGUUGAAUGGAAGCAUCGACAACAGAUGGCUUGCAUUGGCGGCCCACCCAACGCUUGUCUAGAUCAGCUUCAAAACUGGUUUACCUCAGUGGCUGAGAGUCUUCAGCAGAUUCUUCAACAGCUUAAAAAACUGGAGGAGCUGGAGCAGAAAUUCACCUAUGACACCGAUCCCAUUACCCAACAGAAGAAAGGGCUUAUUGAGAGGACAUGGAGUCUCUUCAAGCAACUCAUUCAAAGCUCCUUUGUUGUAGAAAGACAGCCUUGCAUGCCUACCCAUCCUCAGAGGCCGUUGGUUCUGAAGACUGGAGUACAAUUUACAGUAAAGUUGAGAGACGUCAGUGAGAAAGUCACAGUGAAAGGAUUUAGAAAAUUCAACAUCUUGGGAACAAAUACCAAAGUAUUGAACAUGGAAGAGUCAAAUGGGAGCCUAUCAGCAGAAUUUAGACACCUGCAAUUAAAAGAGCAGAAGAAUGUUUCAAGAUCUAAUGAGGGCCCUCUCAUUGUAACCGAAGAACUCCAUUCGCUCUGUUUUGAGACAAAAUGGGAACAGAACACAGUUGUAAUUGAAUUGGAAACCCAUUCCCUUCCAAUUGUUGUGAUCUCAAAUGUCAGUCAAUUACCAAGUGGAUGGGCUUCCAUUUUAUGGUACAAUAUGCUGAUGAAUGAACCAAAGAAUUUGUCCUUCUUCCUCAAUCCACCAUGUGCAAGAUGGUCACAGCUUUCUGAAGUGCUGAGCUGGCAGUUUUCCUCUGUCACAAAAAGGGGACUCAGUACAGAUCAGCUGGAAAUGAUCGGGGAGAAGUUGCUUC